AUGGGGUCUGCUGCAGGCGUUCUGCUAUCUUCUUUCUGUUUCGUUCAUUUCGUACUCUCAUCCAGCGAUCCGAUAGCCCUCUCAAUACCCCCAAGUCUCUACUGGGACGGCGUCGAUGGCUCAUGGUCUACCUUUCACGUCCAAGUCGGCACGCCUGGGCAGACGGUCAGGCUCCUCCCCGGCACCAGUGCAAACGCGGGCAAUGCGAUAUGGGCCGUGAUCCCUGAAGGAUGCAGCGCAACAUAUAAUGCCAACAUCAGCAAUUGCGCGAACGAGCGUGGCUACGUUUUCAAGAGCAAUACUAGCACGACAUGGUCGAGCGAGCGGUUGAGCAAUGGUGGUCUUUAUGAGCUCGAUACAUACGUGGAGGGCUCUUUGGGCUACGAUGGGAACGCAUACUACGGCUUCGACACGGUCUCCUUGGGCUUGGAAGGCUCAGCAUUGCCGAUACUGCACAACCAGCUAGUAGCAGGAAUCGCGAGCAACAACUACUGGCUCGGUAGUCUGGGCAUCAGUCCUAUUCCACACAAUUUCACGACUCUCGACUCUCCUGUGCGGAGCAUGCUGAGCACUUUGCGAGAGACUGGCCAGAUCGCAUCAACAUCUUGGGGCUACACUGCGGGCAGCUCGUACCUGUCGUCUCCUGUUUUCGGCAGCCUGACGCUCAUAAUCACGACACCGAGAACACCUGCUAACAAUGCAAUCAGAGGCGGCUACGACGAAGCGCAAUUGGACGCAUCGAAGACUCUCUCAGCCAUCCCCUUUGGCGCCGACUUUACUCGCGAUCUCAUGGUCGACCUACAGUCCAUCACACACAACGCCCUCGGCAGCUCUCCGCUUCUAUCGCAGGGCGUCUCCGUCUUCAUUGAUAGCAUGGUCACGGCAAUGUGGCUUCCUAUACCUGUUUGCAAAGAGUUCGAGAAAGCCUUCGGCCUGGAGUGGGACUCUUCGAGCGAAAUGUACUUGCUCUCCACAAGCCAGCAUAACGCCUUGCUCGAUCAGAAUCCGACACUUACCCUCACGCUCGGCUCCGGGUCGAAAACCGUCGACAUCAAGUUCCCGUACGCUGCUUUUGAUCUCGAGAUCAGCCCGCCGCUCGUAAGCAGCAAAUCGUACUACUUUCCAUUGAAGCAAGCGCAGAACGAAUCACAGUACACUCUCGGCCGAGUGUUCUUGCAGGAGGCGUAUGUGGUUGCCGACUACGAUCGGCAGCAGUUCCAGGUAUCGCAGGCGGCGCAUCCGGGCACAGAUGUGGAGCAGAAGAUCACGACGCUUUAUCCUACCGACAACAACAGCACACAAUCAGGCUCGGGCUCUGGCUCUGGCUCUGAUGAUGGCAAGGAUUCUGGCAUCGGGACCGGCACCACAGCAGCAAUCGCAGUAGCCGCCGCGGCCAUCGCAGCCCUCACCGGUAUAGCAGUCUGGUUCUUCCUCCGACGGAAAAAGAAGAGCACCGCACGCGCGGAGCUGUCCGGAGAGGAGAUCUACGAGCAUCGCUCCGACGAGAAGGAUCCAGACCCAUCCGGAACCGCCACUCCAUUGUUUGCAGAGAUGGGCGCUGAAGGCACGGCGAUCCAUGAAGUUGGAAGUGAGAGCAAAGUGGAGUUGGAUGCACCACAUGCGACGUUCUAUGAGAUGCCUGAUAAGGGGGAGGUGGCAGAGAAGGAUGGGUUUGGUGUUGGAACGCCGCAGCCUAUUGAGAUGGAUGCUUCGCCGAGGUUUGAGCUGGAUGGUGGUUAUGGUGGUUGGGAGAAAGCUGGGUCGGAUAGAUAG
Messenger RNA from Saxophila tyrrhenica, 1773 nucleotides. RefSeq lists its product as uncharacterized. Bases 1 to 1773 code for a protein of 590 amino acids. The transcript has 3 exons. Lineage: Eukaryota; Fungi; Ascomycota; Dothideomycetes; Mycosphaerellales; Extremaceae. The record is from RefSeq and is a predicted model, not a curated record.